This is a messenger RNA of Limulus polyphemus (Atlantic horseshoe crab), 4822 nucleotides long. RefSeq names its product GDP-D-glucose phosphorylase 1-like. The transcript is spliced from 13 exons. Gene Ontology annotation, cellular component: cytoplasm. Gene Ontology annotation, molecular function: GDP-D-glucose phosphorylase activity. Gene Ontology annotation, biological process: glucose metabolic process. The record is from RefSeq and is a predicted model, not a curated record. Bases 3486 to 4565 code for a protein of 359 amino acids. Lineage: Eukaryota; Metazoa; Arthropoda; Merostomata; Xiphosura; Limulidae.
UUUAAAGGGAUGAGACAAGAAUUAUAUUGUGAAUUAGGCAAGUGAGUUAAUUGUAGAUAAUGAUAAAAUAUGGAAAACUUUAAAAAUAAAUGUUUAACCCUUCCUCUGCCUAAUUAGAUUUCAUGGUCACUCCCCAAUCAAUGCCAUUUCUCUAUCAAAAAUCAUUGUAGAUUAGCAGUAUAGUUUGCUGUAUUACGCAUUAUGAUAUAUAAAACACUUACAUUGCAUAUCUUUAUGUUCUAGUGUCACUAACUUACCUGAACAAGAUACUUUAUCUCAAUUGUUUCAGUCUAUUCUGCAGCAUGAUGCAUACCAGUUGUUAACUGCAAUGGACUGACAUCCUGUGUCACUGUUCUUAAUCGCUUGUGCCAUUGAAGCAAGAGUUCAGCAUCGGAUCCUAUGUGCCAUCUUGGCAUGGAAGGGAUUUGACUUUGACAUCGUAUAUAAUAUUAAGAAGUUUAGAUUUUAAAUUAACUGCUAUGGGUGGAGAUUUUGAGAAUUGUAGAAGAUCAAGAGAGCUGGUCAAACAGAAAAUUAAAACAUCAAACAAACUAUGAAAAAAAGAUUGGCUGAAAAUGUAAAAAUUGAUAAUAAGGAUUUCUUUAAAUACAUUAAAGGUUAUCAAAAUGUUAGGAUGGGAAUAGAGCCUUUGAGGGACAAUACAGGAGGGAUCAUAUGUGAUAAUUAUGAGAUGGCUGGGUUGUCAAAUUAUACUUUUUCUUCAGUUUUGACUAAUGAAGGUAAUAUGUGAGUGACGCCAAGCAGUUUUUGCUCCUAUGUUUAAUGGUGUGGUGAAGGAAGAUCUGGACAAUUUUCUGAAGCAUUUCAGGAAUAUAACUAUUUUUAAUGUCUGGGCUCAGGAGCAGGCAGUGUAAUGCCAGAUCCUGAGCUUAAACAGUCCAUCCCUGAAUUUCUUAGAAAAUUUGGAGGAGGUCCAACAAUGAGACUGGAACACACUUGUGGCCAUGUUGCACCAUUGGUUCAAUCCAGUGGAGAACUGUGUGAUCCAUUUGGCUGAAUUUAAAGCUCAGAAGAGGAAUGCUACCAAGGGUCUGGUUGCUUACAUGAACAUUCUGUGCAUUGUGCCUAGUAAAUCUUACCCUGUGAUGGCUGCAGCAGUUUGGGAAGACAUACUCAUAGAUAGGUUCAUUGAGGGACUACCUUGCAAGAUCAUGAGUGCUACCUGGGUGUGAAGGCAUACCUUCACCUUAAUUGAAGUGGUAGCUUCUAUCUAGUUGUUAGAGAAGAAGAAGCCCAGAGUGACAACUAAGAUAGACUAUCUUAUACAGGUUCCACCACCUACUUCAGUUUGACCCAUUUCAAUGGUUAAACUAGCCAUGAACACUGUGAUGCAACCACAUUGGUUUGCAGUGAAUGGGCUGAUUAUGCCUGCUUCUGGACAUCAUCUUGGACAGGAUAAAUGGAGUUACUGGUUUGCUUAUGGUCUGUUGGGAGACUGGUGAAUAACCUCUCAAUACUCUACUGUUCAGAAAAGGUAGCAAGGCUAUUUAUUCCAACUGAUAGUUCAGCGGUUGCUGUAAAAUCAAUAGAGCCCAUACUGUGCCAAGAAGGGAAGUAGGCAAGGCUAUUGUGUAUUGUAGGUGGCUUAACAGGACCAGUAGAACCAACAACAAAUGUUAAAUGCUACCAAACAUCUCUUAAAAACUAAUGGAGUGCAAGUUGAGCCUGGCCAUUGACCUUCGAGAGCAUGAAAGAGAACUUGUAUGAAAAGGUGAUCAGCCCAGCUUAGUGUGUACAUGUGAAAGUACAAGACUGAGAGAUUAAGUUCCUGAUUGACAAGAGUGAUUGGUAGAUCUUGCAAUAUAUUAAGCUCUCCAAGUGAGACUACCACUCAGACCAUUGGAUUCUGAUUUCAUUUGUACAAAUGGUGAUAGACUAGAUAUAAAUGGAGAGGUAGAUCUCUGGGUUUGUCUGGGAAUUAUCACACACAAAAUUAAAGUGGUUAUCUCCAACCUUGGACCUGGCAUUGGCAUCCUCAUGAUGGACAUACUAUUCAUCAGUUUCACCUGUGCAGUGUUUUAACUAAUCUUCCAUUGGAAAGUGAACCCACAGAGCACUGUAUAUCAUGGCUUGGAGCAACAGAAGAGAUCCACAUGGAUCAGGGAACCAAUUUCAACAGGCAGUUCUCAAAACUGUAUAAAAUGUUACCUUCUGUUGAUAUAGUCCAUCCUCACGAGCAGAUGUAUCACAAUAGCCACAAAAAUAUGUUUAAUGGUCUGCAUUAGUUGAUGUUCUCAUGAAUUCACCCAUCCACAACUUUGAAAUACCAUUCUAUGACAGAAAAGGGGUAUGUGGAAGCAGCUUGGAUUCAGCUGGACUGAUGUAUGUCUCGUACUCCAGCGGAUUAUUCCAUUGAUUAUUCAGAGUGAAUGUGAGGCAUGUGAAAGAACAUGGAGCAUGUUGAUAAACUGCACAAGAAUAUCACAGAUGAACCUCUUGUAAACUGGCUUCAUCAAGAGUCAGAUGUUGAAACUGAUGAGUCAGUGGAGAUGAGUAUGUCUUCUCAUGUCAUGCUGACUAAUCCAAUAUGAGAGAAAGAGCUGAAAGGACUUAUCUGGCUGUCCAAGAUGAUCCAGAUGAGGAAAUGACUUUCCAAUUGAUAUUGGCAGGACUACUUGAUCAUUAAGGCUAUGAUAACUGUACAAUGUAGCUAACAGUUAUAAUACCUAGUACAUCAUCAGUUUAUAGAACUGAAGAUGAUGACUGAGAGGCUUAAAACUCAGUUGAAAGUGUUGGAAUCCUUGCUUUCUGAUCUAUCAGAUGGUAAGGUAAGGUACAAUGUAUGCACUACAUUGUGUGAUUGCCAUUUAUUUAUCCAAAGCAACAACAACUGGAGGUAGUGAUAUAUUGCCUAAUACAUCAUCAGUGUGUACAGUUGAAGAUGAUAGUUACAGAUUCUAAAACUCAGUUUAACUGCUUUAUGAGCUACCAAUGGUAUGAUAAAGUACAGUUUGUGCACUACAUGGUAUGAUUACUGCUAUAUCAUCUAAAACUAAGAUGGUUGGAAUGAGUAAAUAUAAUAUUUAGUACAUCAACAUUUUUCACAACUAGAAGUUUGAAAACUUGGCUAAAAGAGAUUUGUGAUCCUUGCUUUUUGAAACAUCAGGUAGUAUUUUACAGUAUUGUGUAAGCAUUACUGUUUGAGGAAUAGGUGCACAACUUGCAGGUGGAGCUAGAUGACACCAAGAAGAGCCUAACCAUGGGAAGGAAUGAUCUACAAACUAAUGGCCAUCUUCAAAACAAUGGUGGCACUGAAGAAUCUGCUGGUGAGGUUAAGGAUCUCAAGUGAGUUAGUUGAAAGAAAGUUACUUUGAGGAAAAGAAAUCUGUUGAUCAGUUCACAAGUCCAGUAGCAGACAACUGUGUAGUGUCAAGGAAACAAAAUGAAGAAAAUGAAAGAAUAACUAUGGUAAAAAAUAUUCACUAAUAAAGACACCAUGCAAGACUCAUUUUUUAAUAAAAAAAAUGGAAAAUGAAGCUGCUUUUCUACCUUGUAGUAUGAGGAAUUCAUCAGAAGAGAAAGAAUUCAGUUAUACUGGAGAGGAAUUUAUUUUUCAAGUACCAAGGAGUUUUAUUGAUAGAGGGGCUUCCAAAUUUGACCAAGUACUACAGAGAAAGUGGGAAGCUGCAAUGAAGAAGAAAUACUUUAGGUAUCAUCUAGAUAAACUUGAGACAAAAGUACUACCAGGAAAGUAUGGUUUUGUUGCACAGUUGAAUGUUAAACGUGCCCAAGAAAGAAGAAAACCACAAGAUGUAGUUGAUUUAGAAAUGCCAUUUAAUCCAAACCUAUUCAACUUUACAAAGGUGAAACAACAUGAGGUUCUCUUCUCAUUAAAUCCUAACCAGGAAGCCGAACUGUCUUCUCAUCAGGUCAUCAUCAAUGUGAGCCCUUUAGAAUACUGCAACUGCCUUCUGGUACCCUUUGUAAACAGCUGUUUACCUCAGGUAGUUAAUGAAAGUGGACUUCAGCUUGCUGUUGAAAUGCUUCUGCUGAGUGCAGAUCCAUCCUUUCGGGUAGGAUUUAACAGUCUUGGAGCCUAUGCAUCUGUAAACCAUUAUCAUUUUCACUUGUAUUAUCUUUCACAUCAUCUUUUCAUUGAAAUUACCCCUGUUCAACAUCUUAGUGGUCUGUGCUAUGAGGUGGUUAAUUAUCCUGGCAAGGGGUUUGUUUUUCAACUUCUACAGAACAGCCAGUUUACAGUAGUUUUGAAGUCAGUAAUGAAAGUUAUUAAGUAUCUUUUGGAUGAAUCUAUUGCACAUAACAUUUUAAUCACCAGAGGGCAGAGGCUUGAUGGAAAGCAAGAUGAAUAUGAAAUCUAUGAAGCUGUUAGAAUUUUUGUCUGGGCAAGAAAAUCUAGUUUUGGAGUAAAGAAUGAUGAAGCCUUUAAUCCAGCUCUUUGCGAAUUAGGAGGCCAUCUACCCAUAAAAAAUGAAAGAAGUUUUCAGAACAUUAGUGAGGCUGCAGUAGCAUCAAUUCUGGAUGAUGUUUGUUCUGAAGCUUUCUUCAAAGUUCGAGAACACGUUAAACAAAUCUGUGAUGUUUAAAACAACACUACAACUGAAGUAAAUGAUUAGCCUGGAAGAUCACACCACAUUCUCUUCUUGUAACCACUUUUAUGACUACAAUUGCACAAGGAUAUUUUGUAAACAUGAUUUUGGUUUGGGACCUAUGAUUGUUAAUGAGCUAAAAAGAGGUGGAUUGUAUUAUCAAAAUUUCUCACUAAUACACACUUCACUAUUCCAUAGCUGUAACUUUCACUGAAUGUGGAAGGAAAAACAAAAUAAGUAAACAUUUAGAUUUA